This is a messenger RNA of Halichondria panicea, 1042 nucleotides long. Its product is annotated as protein N-lysine methyltransferase METTL21D-like. The record is from RefSeq and is a predicted model, not a curated record. Gene Ontology annotation, molecular function: protein-lysine N-methyltransferase activity. Lineage: Eukaryota; Metazoa; Porifera; Demospongiae; Suberitida; Halichondriidae. The transcript has 4 exons. Gene Ontology annotation, cellular component: cytoplasm; cytosol. Bases 148 to 954 code for a protein of 268 amino acids. Gene Ontology annotation, biological process: peptidyl-lysine methylation.
UGGUACUGGCGUGGUGGGGAUAGUGGCUGGGGUGCUCGGGGCAGAUGUGACAGUGACUGACCUCCCUGAGUUUGUAGACUUGAUGUCUGACAAUGUCAGUAUCAACAAAGAUGUCAUCGCGGGAUCUCUUACUGCUCAAGUCCUAAAAUGGUGACAGUACAGUACGAGCAGUGUAAAUACCCAAAUCGAUCUUUCAAUGCUGCUACUGCUAAUGCUACAGACUUUACAUUUGAUUGUGAAUAUAAAACAAAACGUAUUGGCUUUUUAUUGCUGGUCCUGCUGGAUGCAUUUUUAAAAAGGGUGCUUUUCCGUUGUAUAUCUGUACCUGAAGCUGUUAAUGUACAAGUCUAUAUGCUAACGUACCAGUCAGGGGCGGAUCCAAGAAUAUUGAUAGGGCCUAGGGGGGAGCUAAAAGUCACUAGGUCAAGCCUAGCUAGCUAUUCUGCAAAUCACGAUGUUUUUCCUGUAUGGCUCAUCAAUAAUUGUUCAUGCUUACAGUAUUUAACUGGGUGUUGCUAUGAUAAUGCUACGUGCUAUAGUGUAGAUUCUGUCUUUCAGGCUUGUAAUCAAGGCCAUGGUGCUCAAGUCCCCAAAGCUCCCCACUAUAGAUCCGCCACUGAACCUGUUUAUGUACAAGUUGAUGCUAACCGUUUAUUUAGGGGAGAGGAGGUGUCAAGAUUUCUUCCUUCACCUGACUAUGUGCUCAUGGCUGAUGUCGUGUACUAUGAAGAGAGUCUUCCUGCCUUGCUAAAGACAUUGGUGGACCUGUGUGGUAGACACACCACUGUACUCAUGUCCUAUGAGGAAAGGACUACCGGCAACAAGCCACUGAUCGAGAAGAGGUUCUUUGAGAUGAUGGACGAGCAUUUCACCAAGACGAAGGUGCCCUAUGAGUCUUUGGACAAUGUGUUUAGAAGUAGAGACAUUAACGUCAUUAUGUUCACCCUCCAGUAAAUUCUGCUCAAUUUUCUGCAACCCAUUAAUUUUUUUGUGUCUUGUGCAGUUAAUGAUCUUUACCUCAGUGUCUUCGGCAUGCUAGAUA